CUUCCUGUCGCCCGCACGCCCGCUGACCAAAACUCCGGAAGGCUCUGGGCUCGAGAUUGAGGAAAAGAAUGAAUGAAAGAUAAAAGGAAAUAGAAACAGGAAGAGAACAAGAAAGAAAGAGUUUACUAUUGCUAAAGAAAUUAUUCUACAUAACUUAUUUCACGAGACAGGAUCUUUCGUAAACAGAGCUGAGAAUGUUCUGGUUGAACAUGUUGUGUAUGAUCUAUUUAUAUCGAGCAUUCCGUGUUAUCAUAUACCAAGACGUACUAUAUGAACUGUAAAUGACAUGUAUCGGCAUGAUCCGAAACGCCUUCCUCAUCAUGAAUAAUAAACGUGCCAACUCCAUUGUCUAAUAACGUUGAUGAUAUCUUCCUUUCUUCUCCUACUCUCCCAACACGUUUACUGUGGUGUUCGGGUAAAAUAGUAUUGUGAUCAAGAUCGGCAUAUAUAAUGUCUAAUAAGAGUUUGAUGAUAUCUUUCUUAUUUCUCCUACUCUUCCCAGGCUGUGACUGGUGUUCAGGUCAAACUACAGACUCCAAAAUCACAGGAUUUGUUAAAGAACAACUGGACCUUGUUUGCAUUAAGCUGCGGAUAGAAAAAGACAUGAAUGUUGCUCGUUAUUUAAGCCAAAAUCUUGAAGAACCUGCCGAUCAGUUGGAACGAUUUGUUAUAUCCAAAUGGAGCCAAAAAGAUUAUACCAAACACUGCAAUACAGAACAUAAGCUAUAUAACAUAUGCUCACAGGUGACGUCAUAUGUGACUGCCAACGUAACACAUUUCGUCAUCGAGAGUGCUCCAUUAGAACUCAAUAAGUACAAAACUCAGUGUGCGUAUGAAUACGACUCUUUAAAGAAGGAUAGCCGAGGAAGUAUUCAAAUCAUCAAACUUCGAGAUAAGAUUGAAGGCUACGUUGGUGAAAGAAUAGAAAAAGAAUGCUUUUCCCCAAGCAGAUGUAGAUCUGUUACAUUGAAAAUCAACAACACCGAAGCUAAAAUCAGUGAUACAAAUAUGAGCUUCCCCUGUUUGCAUGGCCGAUAUUAUGAAAUUUGUAAAGACCACAUGAAUUCAUCAUACAUCAAUGGCACUUGCAGAGUUAUCUUCGUUUUUGACAACACCCCAGUCUUCCUCAACAACUCCCGUCUACAUUGUCAUAUAAGGUUCCAGAAUGUCAGAAACGACAACUAUCACGAUCCAAUUGACUCGAUUAUAUUGCUUCUAUAUAAGAGAAACGAUACCGUAGUGCCAACAGCAUCACCACUUCCAGGGACAACAUCAACUACUGCAUCAAGCACGACUACAUCCACUAAUGGAACGACGACUUCGACAGAAAAAGGUUUGACGGGUGGAGAAAUAGCUGGCAUCGUUAUUACUGUUCUUCUUGCUUUUAUUGCUAUAGCGGUUGGAAUUGUGUGCUGGUGGAAACGAAUGUGUUGUUGUCAACAAAAACAACAUCGCGGAUCCCGACCAAUGAGGAUGAAUGAUGAAGAUAAUCAGUGAUAGAUUGUGGCAAUUCUACUUUUUCGUAAAAUCCUGAAUUUAGAAUCUAAAAAUCACAAUAAAUUCAGCUUUUACAUUUUUUACAUUUGCUUUUUCAAUUAAAAUCAAUUAAUAAUACUGCAGUGACUAGUUUUGAUAGAAAAAGGUACCUUUUAGUACUGCUUUUCGAAUUUCCUUUAAAGGGUGAAACUUGAAAAAAGGUGGGAAAUUUCAUCACAUAAGAGAAAACACUAAAUUUUCUACCUUUUUAUCAACUAAAAAGGUACCUUUUCUAAUCAUUUGAAUUUAUUCUUGAAAUCCAUGAAAAGGGUAGGAUUAUUAACGUCGUAAGAAAGAAAAUAAAUUGUAAAAGCUGAAUUUAUUGUGAUUUUUAGAUUCUAAAUUCAGGAUUUUACGAAAAAGUAAAAUUGCAACAAUCUAUCACUGAUUACAGAUCCGCUAGCUUUAGUCAAGUAAAGUGUAAUUUUGGCAACAUGCUACGUAGAACGGACUGAAAGGACGAACAACCAACACCAAAGACAAACAUUACUACCUAUCCUUCACAUGAGAAUAAAAGGACGAAAGAUGUGGUCGCCAUGUUACAGCGCGAAUCGAAACACUGUGGGCACCUAGAAAUAUUCUAGGAAUGUUAUAUUGAACUCCUUUGGCCAAUCAGAAUUGACUUUCAAACAACAACAUAACAAAAAAGAUAACAAUAACGCUUGUGAAGGCAACAAAUCAAUCCUUGUAAUACGCGCUUGUCUUUAAAGUGCCUAUGACCCCUAACUCAAUAUUUUCAGCAUUGAUUCUACAUGAAGAAUACAAUUUGUUCUGGUUAUCUCGUGGUAAGAUGGCUACGGUUCAAAUUUAUUUAACUCGUGGUGAUCAAAUAAAGGCAACCAAAGCGACCAAAUCCAUGUUAGAAAAACGACCAAAGCGGUUCACAAACUGUUAACAAACGUUAAAGACUAAAUUUGAGGUUAUAAGGUCGAUACAAAGGCUAAAAGAAAAGCAAAAAACUGCAGAUUGUGUGCCUUCUACUUGCUUGCAAUCACAUUUGAACGAUGAAUACUUAACCUAGAGACCAAUCGGCCCAAUCUAUUAGAAAUUCUCUGUCACGGCCUCUUCACAGGAAGCCCAAUCUCAUAUAACAGGACGAUUUAUAAGGCAAUGUGUGGGAAAUUACUGUUUAGCUUAUAACUCUGUGAAAAAUAAGGAAAAUAAAUCCAAACCUUCAUGUGG
Molecule: messenger RNA, 2718 nt
Organism: Actinia tenebrosa (Australian red waratah sea anemone)
Lineage: Eukaryota; Metazoa; Cnidaria; Anthozoa; Actiniaria; Actiniidae
Source: RefSeq, a predicted model, not a curated record